AUGUCGAUUAAAUUGCUUUGCGCUAAAUUAAUAAUGGCUGGUUCAUCAUUAACAGAACUAUCAUAUCCACAAAAAGAUUUCCUUGAGCCAUUGUUUACUGCUUCAAAAUCGUGUGAUUUGAAAGAAACGUUAGAGACUCUGAUAGAAUUUGCCAAAACGGAUGAUGGUCGUGCAGACCUUGGUUCGAAGUUGAUUCUCCCGGUUGUCCUUCAGCUUAUCACCCAUUUACUAAAAGAUGAUUCUGGUUCUGAAUAUCUCUCACUCUCUUUAAGACUCAUAAGAAACCUAUGUGCAGGAGAAGUUGCAAAUCAGAAGUCUUUUAUUGAAUUGAAUGGGGUUGAGAUUUUUUCGACAGUUUUGAGGUCUAAAGGGGUUGGCUCUUCGGAACCAGAUUUUGGGAUUAUUCGUAUAGGAUUACAGGUUUUGGCGAACGUUUCUUUGGCUGGGAAAGAACACCAACAAGCUAUUUGGGGUAGAUUGUUCCAUGAUGAGUUGUAUGUACUUGCAAAAUUUCGGAGUCAGGGGACUUGUGAUCCUCUUUGUAUGAUUAUUUAUGCUUGUUGUGAUGGAAGCCCUGAAUUAGUUUCACAGCUUUGUGGGGAUCAAGGGUUGCCAAUUGUUGCUGAAAUUAUUAGGACUGCAUCUUUAGGUAACAAUUUUGGUUUAUUCUGCACAAUCAUGAUAGUGUUUAGGAUUUGUUUAGAGGAUAUUCACUUCCCUCGACUCUUCUCAAGAUUAUAUGGUGUUGGUAGUUAUUGUGAAAAUGCAGAGGAAAUUAGUUUAAGUGGCGAUCCAUUUUUGGCUGAGCAAGCAUAUCUUUUAAAUAUUGUGUCAGAGAUUUUGAAUGAGCGAUUGAAGGAGAUUACCAUUCUCAACGAUUUUGCUUUGUGCAUCCUUGAAAUAUUCAAGAAAUCAGUUGAAGUUGUUGAGUUUGGUUCAAGAGGCGAAUCUGGACUUCCAACAGGGUCUGCUGUGAUUGAUGUCCUUGGUUACUCCCUCACCAUUUUAAGAGAUAUAUGUGCUUCCAAUGCUCGAGUUGGCAUAGACGGGGAUUUGGUAGAUGUUGUUGAUAAACUUUUGUCAUCUGGACUUCUUGAUUUGCUCUUAUGCCUAUUACGUGACCUAGAGCCUCCGGCAAUAAUCAGGAAAGCCAUGAAGCAAGCCAAUAACCAAGAAGCAACUAGUUCAUACUUUCCUAAAUUCUGCCCUUAUAAAGGAUUUCGAAGAGAUUUAGUUGCUGUCAUUGGCAAUUGCGCUUACCAAAGAAAGCAUGUGCAAGAUGACAUUAGGCAGAAGAAUGGGAUGCUUCUGAUGUUGCAACAGGCCGUUAUAGAUGAAGAUAACCCAUUUUUAAGGGAGUGGGGCAUAUGGUCUUUGAGGAACUUAUUGGAAGGGAAUUCAGAAAACCAACAGGCGGUUGCUGAAUUGGAGCUUCAAGGGUCAGUUGAUAUGCCUGAACUGGCUGGACUUGGUCUCAGAGUGGAGGUGGAUCAAAACACCCGGCGUCCAAAGCUUGUUAAUAUCUCAUGA
Messenger RNA from Dovyalis caffra, 1530 nucleotides. The record is from the annotation of a GenBank genome assembly. NCBI's taxonomy places the organism in Eukaryota, Viridiplantae, Streptophyta, Magnoliopsida, Malpighiales, Salicaceae.